AAGGAGGCCGGUAAAUGGAGACAUCUCGGCCCGCACGAGAUGCUUCUAGCGUCGCCGUCGCCGCCAGAUCCUUCCCUUACCCUUCACAGCAGACAGAGCCAGGCUCCUUCCCUGACCGCUACUCCGACAAGUUGGGACUCUUAGACUCGCCAUUGUCGAGUCGCACGGCGGCAUGCACGAACAAUGUAACAGGCAACGCCGACAGGUUGGUCAUGCGGUACACUUACUGAGAAAAGGGAGGAAAGGGGUCAAGAAGGGCCGGCCGAGGUGCAUGGAGAGGUCGCCGAACAUGGAGGAGAAGAGAGAACAAACAACGCGCGCAUGCGGCCACUGCAGUGCUGGCAGCUCGACGGUACCACAAUCGUCACGAAACAGUCCUUCGUCCAAAAUCGUGCACACUCGGCUCGCAAACCUUCGAAAAAUUGAAUCUCGGCUACCCGCCAUUCUCAGAGACCACAUGCUCCGUUCCGGGAGCGUCUCGUCUUCGGGACCAUAUGGGAUGGUUGCAUCUGAUUUCUUCGAGAUUCGACGGAUCUUGGUGGAAUUAAGAAUACCAGGAUUUUGCACUACGUGCAUCGUUAGGAUUCAAAAUGUACGUAACCUACCGAGCAGGAAGGACAACUUUGAGGUAUAGCCCCAGGCCGCCGUAGUCAAUGUGUCGGCAAUGCCAUGGAUGGACGGACGGCCCUUUAAGGGGCUCGAGCGAGAUUUGACCGAGUCGCUCAAAAACAGCCGUCACUGCAGGGGAAUUAUGCUCAAUCACUCGUCCAGAUUCCAUGUACUAAUGCGCUCUCUCUGCUUGUCCGGUGUUCGUGCAGCAUAUGAGAGACACAGGACUUGAACAGACCUGUGAUGGAUGAGACAGCU
Molecule: messenger RNA, 867 nt
Organism: Parathielavia appendiculata
Lineage: Eukaryota; Fungi; Ascomycota; Sordariomycetes; Sordariales; Chaetomiaceae
Exons: 2
Coding region: 173-634 (153 amino acids)
Source: RefSeq, a predicted model, not a curated record